Striga asiatica is the source of this 1359-nucleotide messenger RNA. NCBI's taxonomy places the organism in Eukaryota, Viridiplantae, Streptophyta, Magnoliopsida, Lamiales, Orobanchaceae. The record is from the annotation of a GenBank genome assembly.
AUGCCCAAUUUUGAAGAUGAUUUUGUAACAUUCUUUUAUAUCGAUGAUGGGUUUGUCUUCAAAGACUCAGAAACUAGCGAUUUGGACCAAAUUCAGAAAACCCCUUUUGCUCUCUUCGAGCACGACCUCUUAUGGGAAGACGAGGAGCUCGUGUGUCUUUUGUCGGAGGAGAAGAAACAGGCUGGCCUGAUUCGUGUCGUGAUAGAGUCAGAUGGGUGUCUGAAAAUGUCGAGGGAUGAGGCCGUUAAGUGGAUGCUCAAGGUGAUUGGGUCAGUUGACUAUUUCGAUCGAUUUAUUGCAAGCAUUUGUUUCCAGAGGGACAAGCCGUGGAUGGGUCAGUUGGCCGCUGUUGCCUGCCUUUCGAUUGCUGCCAAGGUGGAGGAAACUCAAGUUCCUCUCUUGCUAGACCUACAAGUGGAGUCUAAGUAUUUGUUUGAAGCAAAGACCAUUCAGAGAAUGGAGCUUUUGGUUCUGUCUACACUUAAAUGGAAAAUGAACCCGGUGACCUCAAUGUCGUACUUUGACCACAUUGGGAGGAGAUUUGGGCUAAUAAAGAAUCUGCAUUGGGAGUUCUUGAGGAGGUGUGAACCUGUGAUCCCCUCAAUCAUCACUGAUUGUAGAAUGGCCCAUUACCCUCCUUCUGUCAUUGCUUGUGCAUCAAUGAUUCAUGUGAUUAGAGAUAUCGAAACCGAUGAUUAUCUCGACUACGAGAAUCAGAUCAUAAACGUACUUGAAACUUGCAAGGAAAAGAUUGACAGUUGCCUCAAGCUUAUCAUGGAGCUCUUAGAUGAUCCUAGCCGUAGAUCUUACGGCAAGCGCAAGCACAUGUCUACACCUGGCAGCCCGAGUGGCGUGAUCGAUGCCGAUUUCAGCUCAAAUAGCUCGGUCGACUCGUGGGCCGUCGGAUCAUCAGUUUCAUCAUCUCCCGAGCCAGUUUUCAAGAAGAGCAGACCACAGGAUCAUCAUAUGAGGAUGGCCUCACUAAGCAGCUUCUCUGGUUGGCAAUCCUAAUCGCACUUCAGUUAAAUUGAGCUCGCAUUUUUUUUUUUCAAUUAACUUAUUUAUAUGAUAUUGGCGAUGAUGCUACUACGUGAUUUUUAUCUACUAUGCUGCCACAAUUCCUAGAAUAAUUUGGUCCAAUUAUGUAUAAAUGAUUCGUGUUGUGUUGGUAUGGUUCUGUAAUUUUCUUGCCAAAUCCCAUGUGAUGGAUUUGAUAUGUUUUGGCAAACUUGAAUCUUAUCUAUCGCUCCCUGUUGAUUGGGAUGGAAGUUGACAUUGGAGGAGAGGACGUUAUUGAGAAAAAAAAAAUUAUGCUGGAGACGCAUUAUUUGAUCUUCGUUUUCAUCCUCCUUUCUUUUU